GCCCCGUUGAUGAGAAAGUGGGCGUGCUCGGUCCUCCUCAAUCUAUUAUCAUAAUGAUGAAUCACCUAUACUAUGAGAUCUGUUGUUUUCUUGGGAUCUUUGAACGUGUGUGUUUUUUAAAAUCGUGUGUGUGUGUAGGUUACCACUACAUCAGCCUGAAGAACGAGAUGAAUCAACCUCUGAUGCUGCCCUCCCUCCUGGUCUACACCGAGGCUCAAGACUACGUUCCUAAUGAACAUCAGGAGUAUGCAGAAGCAUUGACCAACCCCAUGAAACAUUACAGUCUCCUGGUCCAGAGAGACAGACAGCUGGCGUCUCUAAUGGAGGACAACAGUGAGAGUGUUUUUGAGCAGCCAAAGGAGGGAGGGCCGGAUUUGGAAGGUGACGCCCCUCUUGUGAAGAUCCCCUCCCCCCUCCAUCCCGUCCCCGCCCCCGUCGAUGACAUCGUUGACCUCACCAGCUCACCUGGUCCAGUUUCAGGCCAGAAAGAGGAUCUUAUUGCAAUAGUCCUGACAAAUCUCCAGGCUCAGUCUAUUGAAGAGCUGAAACAGCAGAGGUCAUAUCUGAAGCUGUUUAACAAACAGUGUAAAGAACUCCAAGAGCUCCGUAAGAAACACCUGAAGAAGGUAUGGUCCCUGAGUAAAGAACAGAAGAGUCGCUUUAGCCAGCUCCACUCUGACACACAGAAACAACGCAGUCAGAUGGAGAAACACCUGAAAUCCAGCAUGAAGAAGAAGUAAGAUGGAGGGAUGAAGAGGGGCAGGAUGGGUGAUGAAGAGGGGCAGGAUGGG
This is a messenger RNA of Oncorhynchus tshawytscha (Chinook salmon), 791 nucleotides long. Its product is annotated as 1-phosphatidylinositol 4,5-bisphosphate phosphodiesterase beta-1. NCBI's taxonomy places the organism in Eukaryota, Metazoa, Chordata, Actinopteri, Salmoniformes, Salmonidae. The record is from RefSeq and is a predicted model, not a curated record. The coding region runs from base 54 to 740 and encodes 228 amino acids. The transcript has 6 exons.